AUGAACUCGUCUCUCCAUGUUACGGCGUGCGCCAGCGCUGUUCUCUUCGUUAUAUCGAUAGCAAUGUUUUUACGUUGGAUGAAAGCGGAAUCACAUCUGCGACUUCCGCCGGGCCCGAACAGGAUACCUCUGCUAGGCAACGUGCAUCAAUUGCCUAUGCAGUCACAGGAGAGGAAAUUCACGCAAUGGGGUGCAGAAUACGCAGGCGACAUUGUCUUUGCAAAGUUAUUCAAAACACCAACCCUUGUAAUCAACUCGCUACAAGUGGCACAGGAACUUCUUGACAAAAGGAGCUCAAAAUACUCUUACAGACCCGAUUUUAUUCUGCUCUCGGACCUAAUGGGGUGGGACUGUGUUAUCACACACAUGACGUACGGAGACCGUUUUCGCAAGCAUCGACGAUGGAUCUCAAACGCUUUCCAAGACAAACAUUCCCUCGGGAGCUACCGCCCGCUUCAGCGAAGGGAAGCAUACAUGCUCCUUUCUGGACUCCUUCAGAGUCCAGAGUUGUUCAGAUCACACAUUAAGAGGUUCGCAGCAGCAAUGAUUUUGCAGAUUGCGUAUGGCCAUUCGGUGACAUCGUUGGAUGACAAAUUCAUCCACCUGGCGGAGCGUGCCGGCAAGGAGACUGUCGAGUAUGGCAGCGCAGGAGUAAUGCUAGUCGAUUUGUUUCCGUUUCUCAAGCAUAUUCCCCUAUGGAUGCCUGGAUCCGGCUUCAAGAGUCGCGCAUUUGAGAUUCGAGAUCUGGUGCGCAAAAUGCUAGACACUCCGUUCGAGAUGGUCAAGGAUGCUAUGAAAUCCGGCACAGCAUCACCUUGUCUCACGGCUACAUUGCUCGAAGAAGUCCUCAGUAAACGCGCGCCGACAGCAGAGGACGAAGACGACAUCAAGGGAACCGCAGGCGUAUUAUAUGGAGCUGCGACCGAUACGACAGUUGCUGUCCUUUCUACGUUCAUCCUUGCGAUGGUGCUCCAUCCCGAAGUAUACGAGAAGGCUCAAGCAGAAGUAGACCGAGUCGUUGGACAAGAUCGCCUGCCGGAAUUUGAAGACAGAGAAUCCUUGCCGUACUUGGAGUGCGUCGUGAAAGAAGUGUUCCGGUGGAACUGCCCGGUGCCACUUGGGCUUCCUCACAAGCUCAUAUCUAACGACCAGUAUCAAGGAUUUGAUAUCCCUGGUGGAUCUAUGGUCAUACCUAACAUUUGGGGAAUGACACGUAAUGAUAGUUUCUAUCCUGAGCCAGAGAUGUUCAGGCCCGAGCGUUUUGAGCAGAUGGACCGCGAAACGGCGGAGGCACGAGAUCCGCGCAAGAUGGUGUUCGGGUUCGGAAGGCGCAUUUGCCCAGGUCAGGAUUUCGCAGAUGCCAGUAUAUGGAUUGCAAUUGCCAGCAUUGUCGCAACGCUCGACAUCGGUGUCACUACAGAUGAGGCAGGGAAACAAGCCCCACCGACGGGCUCAUUUGUCCCAGGAUUAGUGAGUCACCCGGAGGAAUUCUCAUGCAAGAUCACACCGCGCUCUGAGCAAGUGAAGACGGUUGUAUUCGAAAUGGGUGCUAACGUUGUACUAUAA
This is a messenger RNA of Postia placenta MAD-698-R-SB12, 1566 nucleotides long. RefSeq lists its product as hypothetical. NCBI's taxonomy places the organism in Eukaryota, Fungi, Basidiomycota, Agaricomycetes, Polyporales, Adustoporiaceae. Gene Ontology annotation, molecular function: monooxygenase activity; oxidoreductase activity, acting on paired donors, with incorporation or reduction of molecular oxygen; iron ion binding. The transcript is spliced from 13 exons. The record is from RefSeq and is a predicted model, not a curated record. The coding region runs from base 1 to 1566 and encodes 521 amino acids.